CAGAAGCUUCCGGACCUAGCAUCAGGUCACUGAGAUUAUCUGUGAAACGUGUCAUGAUUAAUCAGGGCCGUCCAUGUACAACUGCAGAUACAUUUAGUCUUGAAUGGAGGAGAAGCAUGUAUUUACAAGAUGCGUGGGGAUCACAGUACGUAUAUCAAGGUGAUUACAGUAUGACAGGAAGGAAAGUUACGGCUGUUGCUCAGGAGGUAGAGUGGUCAUCCACCAAGAGAAGGGACGGUGGUUCGAUCCCCGGAACUUGUGGUCAACAUGCCGAAGCAAGGCCGAGUCUGCAGGUGAGCUCACUCCCGUCCAGACACCCAAUGAUAAGGAGAGCCGGCUAUUCUCUCAGUUUCUCCCUGAGUCUGUCAGAGAGGAAAUGUUUGAGCAGCAUGGAUCCUGGAUAAGACACACAAAAGGUACAGAGAAUCAUAGAUCAGAGGGCUUUCCCCAUGAUAUCAGAUGAGGAGAUCCUGAAGUACCAGCAACGCUUCACAGAGCCUCGUCUGUCCAACUGGGAUGUUGUGUGGUGAUUUCGAUGUGGAGGUAGAAACACAACAGUCUAGCUGGAUGGUUGUUUACUGAGCACAGUGGAGGCCAGGGGCUUGUCUCUAGUACUGAGGGGAAACAUCUUAAAGCUGGAAUUCAAAGCCUCAAUCCUCUCAUGUUUAUGGCUGGCGACUCUGAUACCGAGAGAGCAGAUCAGAUCACAAACAGAGCUUUGGUGAAAGAAUCCAUCAUCAGAUUUAUUUUAAAGCAAGAACUUCUACAAACCGCAGGACCAUAAGACCCAGGUCUUUGAAAACGAGCUUGUGGAGCAUAUCAACUUAGAAAUAUUGAAGAGUAUUGAAACAGAGUCCGGAACCUCAAACGCCUUGAGGAUCCAAAGAACAAAAUUAAACUGGGCCAGGAACUGUGGUAGCCAAUCACAAUCACUCUAUGCAAGGCCUGAUGGGGCCUGAUGGAAGAUGUCAGGAUGGCCUUGGUGGCCUGCAGCCUCUUAGCCACAGAAAUCAUGAACCACCUGAAGCCUACUGUGAGCUUUGUAGCAGACACCAAGCCUGGAGAUGAAAUGUAUAUUUCAAACAAACUAAAUUAAGUGCUUUAAAGACUGAGUAUAAUUAAGAAGUGGGACUUGGAAACGUCUGGCGUUUUCCUUACCUGUGCCAAAUCUACGGAGGAGGUGCAUUCCUCAUCCCCUACCUGAUAGCGCUGGUGUUUGAGGGUCUCCCUCUGCUCUACCUGGAGUUGGCUAUAGGACAGAGGCUCCGCAUGGGCAGCAUCGGUGUCUGGAACUCCAUCUCACCGCUACUGGGUGGAGUCGGAAUUGCCUCCAUGUUGGUGUCGUUCCUGGUGGGCAUUUUCUACAACACCAUCCUGGCCUGGGUGCUCUGGUACUUCUUUCACUCUUUCCAAAACCCCCUGCCCUGGAGCCAGUGUCCACUCAACGAUAACCUCACAGGCUUUAAUGUGGAGUGUGUGAAGAGCACACCAGCAAACUACUUCUGGUACCGGGAGACCCUGAACAUCACACCUGACAUCGAGACCAGCGGCUCUCUACAUUGGUGGCUGGUCGUCUGUCUGGCCAGCGCCUGGUGUGUGGUCUACAUCUGCUUCAUCAAAGGCAUCGAGUCCGUGGGGAAGGCUGUGUAUGUGACCGCCACAUUCCCUUACCUGGUGCUGACUAUUUUCCUGAUCCGUGCCCUCACUCUGCCUGGAGCUACUGAUGGACUGGUGUACCUCUUCACUCCUGAUUGGGAGAUACUGAAGAACCCUCAGGUGUGGCUGGACGCUUUCACCCAGAUCUUCUUCUCUCUGUCUCUGGCCUUCGGAGGACUCAUAGCUUUCUCCAGCUAUAAUGCAGAGAAAAACAACUGUGAGAGGGAUGCUGUUCUAGUGGGAGUAAUAAACAGUGCCACAUCUCUCUACGCCUCCAUUUCCAUCUUCUCCAUCCUGGGAUUUAAAGCUACCUCCGGCUUCAACUCCUGUGUUAAAGAAAACAUCUUGGCUCUGACGAACCACUUUGAGAUUUCAGACCAGAACAUAACAGUGGAGAACUACGAUCACUGGUUUAAGUAUCUGAACGGUUCAUCUCCAGGUGACGUGGCAAGUUUGGACCUGAGGCCCUGUGACCUGCAAACAUUUCUUGACCAGAGUGCUUCAGGUACCGGCUUGGCUUUUAUUGUGUUCACUGAAGCAGUGAUAGAGAUGCCGGGCUCGCAGAUAUGGGCCAUACUGUUCUUCGUCAUGCUCUUCAGCUUGGGUCUCUCCUCCAUGUUUGGCAACAUAGAGGGAGUCCUCACGCCCAUCAACGACCUCAAAUUAGUGCCCAAGUGGAUCCCAAAGGAAGCCAUAACAGCGAUCGUCUGCUUGGUAGCCUUCUUGACGGCUCUCAUCUUCACCCUGGGUUCGGGAAACUACUGGGUGGAGGUCUUUAACGGCUACGUGGGCUCGGUACCGCUGCUCAUCAUCGCAUUCUUUGAAAUUAUUGGAGUCGUUUAUGUCUAUGGAAUGAAAACUUUCAGUGAAGACAUCUUUUUCAUGACUGGGAAGAAGCCCAACAUCUUCUGGAAGGCAUGCUGGAUGUUCAUCAGUCCUUUCUUGCUCCUGGUGGUGUUGAUCGCCUACGUGGUCGUCCAGGCACAGAAACACCCGACUUAUCCUACAUGGAACCCAGCUUACGAACUUUUCCCACAAACUGAAGUGAAGCCGUAUCCAGACUGGGUGUUUGCCAUCAUCAUCCUCCUCUGUGUACUACCUGUGAUCUCCAUCCCUCUGGUGGCUCUCUACAAACUCAUCUGCUGUGGAAUCAAGAAGUCUUCUGCUCCUGCUCAACUUAAUCCCUACUGCAAUGAAGGCUUUGAGGUUGAAACACGGGAACAGGAGAACCAGUAACAAUGUUACUCCACAGAAACUGAAACAAUCCUCCUGAUCAGUGUCGAUGCUUCGGUGGAACAUGUAGUCAUGCUGAACUGUAAUAUAGACGUUUCUAUUGGUUUCUCGUGUUUUACUUUUAUCCUGACCUGGUAACUCACAAUUGAACAUUAAUGCAUCGUUAACACUUAAUUUAAAUGUCAUGACAAAUCUUAAGCUGCUUGCUGUUCAUAGAAAGGCCUUUCAAAAUAAGAUAAAAAAACUGAACAACAUCAAACUCACCAUUUGAAUAUUUCUGUGAAUUAUUUACAUACAAAGGAUCUUCCAAGUGACGUGAUGUGUUUUUGGUGGAAAACUACUACAAAGUGUAAAUCAAAGUCCAGAGAUACAAAAAGCAGUGAGAUGAGGCGCACGGUAGAACAGCAGCUGGCUGCUUUUCAAUGAUCCAGCUUUUCAAUGAUCCAUCUUUAUUGGUGUGGUGGUUACUUUUUUAUACGGUGUGUUAAUGAGGUUUUAUCACUUAGAUGUUCUAUAUGAGAUAGGACAGUGUUUAUCUCUCUAAAGUCUCUUUCCUGACACUCUACAUGUAUUUCUUUGGGACACGGCAGAUCAGAUAAAUCCAAAUCACUCGAGUCAUGAGACAAUUAAAAAAAUAAAAAGGUUUGUCGGGGCGCCGCAUAUACAAAGACUCUCUCUCCUCCUUUCCUAAUCUUAAAUCACUAUCAUUAAAGGCACAAAUGCCCAAAAAAUAAUAUUUGUACUUUCGGUAAUAUAAUGUAAUAUAAAGUAUAUAAUGUAAUAUAAAGUAUAUAAUGUGACGUCGGGGGAAAUUCUCAGUUCCCACCUUAUCAAAAGACUUUUUUUCUUUUUCAUGAUGAACUGUAAAAAUAAUCCACCUGAACUCUUUCCUGUAAAUUGGAAUUAAA
This is a messenger RNA of Cottoperca gobio, 3797 nucleotides long. RefSeq names its product sodium-dependent neutral amino acid transporter B(0)AT3-like. NCBI's taxonomy places the organism in Eukaryota, Metazoa, Chordata, Actinopteri, Perciformes, Bovichtidae. The coding region runs from base 1270 to 2892 and encodes 540 amino acids. The record is from RefSeq and is a predicted model, not a curated record. Gene Ontology annotation, biological process: sodium ion transmembrane transport; nitrogen compound transport; amino acid transport. Gene Ontology annotation, cellular component: plasma membrane. The transcript is spliced from 13 exons.